CUUUUAGGAAAUGGUCUCGUCAUAUUAGCAGUUGUUAUUAAUAAGAAACUCCGUUCCGCCACCAAUGCUCUGAUAGUGAGCCUGGCCUUUGCUGAUUUGCCUGUUGGUCUGGUGAUCUUCCCUCUUAUCUCCUUGACACAGAUAUACGGGCCAAAUCUACACUAUGGCAAGCAGUUGUGCAACACAACCAUCUUCUUUACUGAGGUGUUCCUGAGCGCCUCGUGUCUUCAUUUGUUAUUCAUUAGCUUGGAUAGAUAUCUAGGUGAGAAGGCUAAAAACACUAAAUUAACUUGUUGGACUUUAUAUUAAUUAUGUAUUACUAAGGAAGGCGUUGUUGCCAAAAACACAGUGUAGUAUUCCCUUUGGCUUCAAGGUUUAAAUUCCCCACACAAAAUAUGAACAUCCAUUUAUUAGGCAUAAAAUUCUCUUUUGUGCUCUCUUUUCUUCCCGUGCAAACAAGUUGUCCGCAAUCAUAUUUGAAUGUGACCAAAAAAUUGAUCCUUGGCCAUUUUUUUGCAUUCAAAUUAGGACCUAAAUACUUUAAUUACAAAGAGGGAGGAAAGGUUUUGCGCCUUUUAUGACGUAAAAAACACGGAUGGGUACAGUGAUAAUUGUUUUCUUGUUAGAAGUUCUCAGUCAGUCUUCGAAAUAAAAUUAUCGUCUAGAGUUGAGCGUGACUGCUUUAGAAAUCUGUUGUAAUUGGACGCUCAUGGGACGCAUGAGUCGCUUUUUCAAAAAGUUUUCUUUAAAAUAGCAAGACUCGUCUUCUCUUUUCUCUAAACGUUUCUUUCGUUUAAUCUCUUCAUAGCCUUCAUAGCCCAACAUCAGUAUGCAUAUUCUCCAUGCUGCGAUCUGCACAUUUCCCAUGUUACUGACAUGAAGAUUUGUAUACCAACUAAUAGCUUUUUUUCAGUUGGUGCUUAUUUGCUAUAUUCUCAUAAUCUUCAUGUGUUAUUAAAUAGUUAUACUGUAAGGAGAAGCUCGAUGCUGAUCACUCUUGGGGUUAAAGGGUCAAGGCGGUUAAUGAAGAAUUUUUGCUUAUCAUAAAAACCAUAAGAUCCCUUCUAUUACGACGUCAAAGAUAUGCUUUCAUUCCACCCCAAUCCCCUCUCUCAAGGUUCCAAUACUCACCGUGCCUGCUCCCUUUGCAGCAAUCAAUAACGCUCUUCGUUACCACGCUAUCGUCACCGCAAGACGUAUCGCUUACGUCAUAGCCUUCAUUUGGACUUUGUCCGUGCUCGUGGCUGUGUUUCCUUUCCUUGGUUGGCGGGACGUCCGGCCUCGUUCCCAGGGAGGCUUUUGUCAGUAUCACCUGAACCUCGCUCCCAGUUUUAUUCUUUUUCUGCAUAUAACCGUGUGCCUGACACCACUGACCAUCACAUGUCUGGCGUACUGUAAGAUAUUCCAAGUAGCUCGACAGCAGGCUCAGAAAAUCGCCGCAAUGACGGUUAGAUGUGUUGCUUCUUUGUUUGCAAGGAUGCAGUGCGGAAAAAUAAACUUCGUAGCCAAAACAAACUGUAAAAAACAUACAAAUACAUUAGGCAAAAGAAAAUUAACCUGAGGAGGAACAAAAUGUGUAGAAAUUUAAGUGGUAACGAUUUUACAAGUGAUUGGGAAGCAAAAAAUAAUCAAGAAAACAACAGCAACAAAAAAACAUCUUAAAACACUGUACAUAUUUGAGAGAUGAUUCUGACGACAAAAACUCAGGUGUUAACCACUGAAUCAUGGUGAUUCAGCAGUCCAUUUCCAAAUUUAUCCAGACCUCCACAUUAGGACACAAAAGAGGAACGUAUAAUACAUAAAUUGAAAACUAUAUUUUAGCCCCGUCUAACCCUAUGUGGGGGGCGGAAAUGCCAUGAAAAAUGUUUUUACUCCGCAUUUCCUUUCUUCAUAAUUUGAAGGUUUACAUAAAUUAUUGGAAAUAUAAUUGUUAAGAACAUUAAAUGCGUUAUACGUUACGAUCAGGUAAUAGUCGUGAGGAGACUGUAACGAGGAGGGCGUGGUCGUUUGGUGACAGCUUUUUCAGAGAGCCCUAUUCUUACCAUCGUCUACUGCACACAGCAUCUUUUUAUUCAAAGUGUGUAGGAAUUACAUCAAAUCUAAUAGAAUCAGUCUGGAUGAGGUAUUUGGAUAAUAAUCCUAUAAAUUGGUGAUUUUUCGGGCAAAACGUUCAUUGUUUCUUACAGGUUAGUGGAAGUGAACAAGAAAAACGCCGUAAGAAGCUGGAAAAAGAGCGUAAAAUUACUCUAUCGGUUGCGGUUGUUGUUGGAGUGUUCAUCCUCUGUUGGGGGCCGCUUAAUGUCAUGCUCAUCGUUUACUGUGUAUGUCAUAGCUGUGUCUCUUCUCUUGCUAUCGAGGCAGCGGAAGUGUUCUCCAUGUUAAACUCUGGCUGUAAUCCACUCAUCUAUGGAACUUUUAACAAGGACUUCCGCAGGACCUUUAAGGCUAUGUUACAAUGCCGCUGGCGUCAAAUCAACCGUGAAGAGAUCGAGGGCUCAACCCAAGUGGCUAUGCGCGCGUCGAAGGACUCAGUGGAAAGUGCGAAGUGAAAAUUAUCAGAUACAACAAACAGAAGUCGGUUCACUACGAUUUUCAUUUCGAUUACCGGAGAUGAUUUUUAAAUCUCAAGUUGAAACGCACAAACGAAAAAGAAAAAAGAUUUAAUAAAAUCCGUUAAGAAGGAAUUCCAAGGAUCAGUGAUGCGGUUAUGAGCUGCUUUUGAAAUUUAAAAGGGACCUUGCAGAAUUAAAUAUGUCUACAUAACAAUGUUUUAUCGCUUAGGGAACGUUUUAUCCUUUGCAAUUUGAAAUUGAAUGUUCCAAUCAGUCAGUCAGUAUGUCGACCAACGCCCCGCUCACUGUUUGCUAGAAAAUUAAAAAAAAAAUCAUUUUCAUUCAGGAAUUUCGGCAAAAGUUUAACUCCUCUGUUUAAGAAACGGACAAAAAUUUCCUUGUCCACACGGUAGUGGUCACCGCUGGCAGAAAACUUGCCUGCAUCGUGGCGCAUGCGCAUAAUAAAGGUUAGUUCCCAAAAGGGUUGGAAUCGUAAGAAAGCUUGUAGCAAGAUUGUGAACUUCAAUUGCUUUCUAAGUCCGUAAUCUGAUACCCCCCUCUAUCUACAAAAAAAAAGAUUGCAGUUUAACAAAGGCUAAGGCGGAUUACGAGCUCUCGCCUGGCCUCUCUCUUUUGUAAAAAAGAAAGAGAGGUUUGUAAAGGGAGUUCGUUUGUAAAAAAAGGCGAAUCAACCUGGUUAAAAAAGGGAAAAGGAAAGUGGUCUGAACCUCGACCAAGUGGCCCAUUAAGCCGGAAUUUUAUUUAUCCCGGUUUCUGUAGCAUGAAGGAACCAGGGAAGGGGGUGGGAUGCUAAUCCAUCACAGUUAACCCCAGUAUUUCGUCACGUCUUUUUGACAAUUCGUAGGUACCCAUCUAUACUCCUACAAAGAGAGAGGCACUGCGAGAGUCACGUGUCUUGCCUAAGAACAUAACACGAUGAACUGAGCAGGUCUCGUACCCAGGCCUCUCGACCCGGAGUCCAGUGCACUAACCGUCAGGCCUUUGAGUCUGAUCAGCAAGAUUGUAACCGUGGUUGAAAUGAUCUCCUAUGAAUACCCCAGCCCGGUUAUCGAGCUAAGACUUGAAAGUUUGCUUUUACACCGUCUUCGUAAACAAGCUGAUAUUAUGCUCGGGAACUGUGCGCAGGUUUAAUUCUCAACUGAGUAACGGGAUUAAUAAGUAACCGAUACCACUUAAAAGAGCAUGCACUACGCUCACUACUCACGUGUGCAUCAAAAGGAAGGCAGUCUACGUAGGUCCCGUCCAAACUUUGCCGAAGUAAUUUGAAACCAGUACUUUUUCUGUUAAAUUAGGCCUACCACAAACACUUAUCUGGAUACAGAUCGUCAGCCCAAAAUAGAAGUUUACGAAAAAGCUCUUAGAAAUGGUUGAUAUCAAAAUGGCUUUCCGUUGUAGUAAGGAGGUCGUCGUUUCGCUUAUUAGCGGCGUUCAUCUGAAAGACAAAAUUUAAAGCAAAGCCGCAUGGUAAUCAAGCCUUUUCAUGCAACCGUGAAAUUGGCAAAUUUAAAUUGGAGUUUUUAUCAGGAGAGAAAAAGACGUCGGCUUCUAAUAGAAAUAAGACACAGCUGCUGUCGAAACAAAGACCGUGGGAUGACCAAAGAGACAGCUUACCCGAUUGGUGCUUUGAGUCGCAGCUAAUUGAAAAGUAAACAUCGCUGACGUGUCAUUUCUUUAAAGUAAAUAAUCUGGAAAGCUCACCUUGGGAGGCCUAAACAGAAUUGACUUUAAAUAUACAGCCGGUUUUAAUAAGCUAUAGUUAACAUGGAAAUGACGUAUUUCGAAACGAGCACCAUAGUAAAGAAACACAAAAAAAUUGUUUCAUUAUUACGUGGUGAAUUGAUAUCAUUGUUGACUAUAUGGUUUCCUCACUGAACUGUCAAUGAACAAAGUUCGUAAUUUUGUUGGGUUCGAUGCGUUUCUUUCUUGACGAGGAGAACAAAUUUUUACCAUGAUAAUAGGAUUGGUAUUUCAGUUGAAUACUGAUUAUCAUUAUGAUAACUACUUAAAAGUUAAAGAUAAAAGGUAUCUGAAACUUGUGGAUGCCGAAACGCAGACCUCAGUAUGCAUUAGGUAAUAGCUCAAAUUUUACAUAAAAGAUAACUGAACUUUUUUCAGUGAGAAACAAAACGAAAUAAGUUGAAGGUUAUUUGUGAUGAUUGAAAUUAAACCUUGAAAAUUCAGAAAACUGUUUACGUUGAUCGAAAAGACGCCACAGAGUUGGCAGAUUGCUUUAAAAUUACGGUCAAUUCUAAACUGAACUGGUUGCGGCGACUUUCAGUCAAUGAUGCAAUAGAUUUUCAUUUGCUACUCACACAUUUAAAGUUGAAACCGACAUUGGUUGUUAUUCUGAUCAAUUUUUCUUUUCAAGUGGACCCUCCAAAACUGAAAAACCGCAUUUUCUUUAUUCAGUUGAAGAUAUCGACUAGCUAGGUAUACCAUAAUGGUGUCAAUUACAGAUCUGCAGCGUCUUAGGAGCACGUCCCUCUGUGUAAGAAUGAUAAAGAUAAUUAAGUUCAACGAGGAAAGGUAAUAGAUAUAUUCUAUGGGAAUGGUUCCAUCUUGAACCUUCGAUCGAAAAGACGCAAAAUUUUAUUAAAACCGUUUUACAUGACGGCCAAUUUGCUGCGUGUUUCGAUUGCUUUCAAAGAAAUACGCGACAGAUUUUAAUUUACUAUCAAUUAACAGUUUAUUAAAAACUGCAGUUACUCAGUUCAAUAACUAAGCCUUGUUAAAUGGAACACCGCGCGCAAUUGCGUUUCAAAGAAAACUUUAAUCACCUUCGGUAGUCGUUUGCAUUUUUACGAUUUUCCAUUGGUUUUCACUAAGACACGACUUAAGUGACGAAAUUUCCAUGAUAGCGAGAGAAGAAAUCACAGUAAGCCGGCUUCUGUGAAGCUCGCUUGAUAAUGCCCCCAAAAAGUGCGAAAUUAGCCGCCGCAAGUUAGUCGCAGAGCAAAAUUUUGCAGUUAACAGCAGAAAUCAGCCAGCUUUUUAAUCAAAAGCACUAUCAGGUAGGUUUUCCUCAAGGAAAAAUUGACGAGAAAGGCUUCCUUUCUGAUGUGUAAACAAUUGAAGGCGUUCCAGGGUUGCGUAAAAAGUUCGUGUUAAACUGAAACGAAUUAGCCUAAUCUGUCAGAUUCGAACGCCUUCCAUACACUCAAACCUUCUUGCAUGAUUCUCAAAUUUGCUCGGGACUGAUUUUAGUAACCAUGGACAAAUUUUGAUGCGGGUGAAAAUACCUCGUUGAUAAUGCUGGCUGUAACAUUGUGCAAAACCUUAAAUGAAACACACUUGGAAUGACUUUAUUCUAGAAGAAUAUUCCACCUAUUUCUAAAAAAAAAUGUUUUUUUGGGCAAAUUAUACGGUACAGCUUUGAGCUUUUGCGAUCAACGGGUAGUUAGCAGUUCUUACGCAAAAUUUAGUCCGCUCCACUUAUCUUGAUAAUCAGUAUGUACAGCUGAAGUGAGAACCAUGACAAAAAUGUGGAAAUAUUUAUUUUCAUAUGAUUCUCCGCAACGAAAUGAUCAAACAAAUGGCAAGAUCUUGAGAUUCUAUAUCAUUUUUGUUUGCUCUUUUUUGAUCAGUUGACAUGCCUGAUAUGUGGUUUUGGGUGAGUGGAUGGGUUCUAAUUUUAGUUACUGUGAUCGGCAAUGGUCUUGUGAUUUACCUCGUCAUGACAAAACCUCGUCUCCAUACCCCCGCCAAUUGGUUUAUCUUAUCGCUGGCUGUGGCCGAUCUGUGUGCAGGGUUAGCAUUCUUUCCACCCCUGUUCGGCGCCAAAUUCUUCUACACCGUCGACCUCACCCAUGCUGGUGUCUUUUUCAAGGUCAGCUUCGCCUUCUUGUAUUGCUCCAACACCAAUCUCUUCGCCAUGACGGUCGACCGCUUCCUUGCCAUCACAAAGCCUUUGCGGUACAUGUCUUACAUGACGAAAGAAACUGUUUGGGCAAUGAUUAUUACGGCUUGGACUGGCCCAUUUCUACUCUUCUUUUUGCCUUCCAUCUUCACUUACAAUCACAAUCCGACAUUUACCAUGUUCGUGGAAAUAUCCCGAGUGCUCAUUUUCCAGAUUCUGCCCCUCGUUAUCUUUGUCGCUGCGACUUCUCAUCUCCUUCGCAUUGCCUGGAAAGUCAACCGCCAGACACGGGAACUGAUUUCUCAAGUCCGCCACAACCAUGCUAUGAACAUGAGUGGACAGAACAUCCAGCGACCUGCAGUAUUCAGAGUGCAACACAGGAGUUCCACCGUUUUGAUCAUAUUGGUGAUGACCGCCUUCAAUAUCACGUACCUCGGAGGGAAUUACCGCUGUCUCUGCUUUCUCACUAAUUUAUGUCCCUUCGCAGGGACGCUCAGAUAUAUGGUUUAUCUGGUGCUGAUUGCCAACACUGCUGUCAAUCCAGUUCUCUAUUCCUUCUUUAAGAGUGAUAUUCAAAAAGAACUAUUUAAGUUGUUCUCAAGGUAGAUAAGUCAUAAGUUAUGGCACAGCACGACUCAAAAAGAAAAAUAAAGCAGCCAUCUUGAAUUGCGUUUGGAUUCCAGUUUCAUAUGUUUGGCUCUUUCGUCUGACAUGCUUAGCUUAUAAUUACUUCUUUUGAGUUUUCUAUCAUUUGGUUAGAGGUUUUUAGCCCCUGAAUGCUGAAAAUCACGUUGUCUGUCUGUCAGAUCUUUAGUCGUCAACGAGCCUCCCGCAUUGUCAAAAUAGACAGAUGGGCGCAAUAUACUUCAUUUUGGAGUGCACACAAAGAUUUUAACGCAGAAUAUAGUCACGGUAGUGGUAACAAUGUUUUGGUGGUCAGCGGGUGAAUUCUACUAUCGUUUCACAGGAACGCUUCAGUUCUCAGUUGACAAGCUGGUUUUUACGUGUCUUCUUGAGGCCCCGUUCAGUGAUUAACUAUAAAGAUUAAAAAAGAAACAGGUCGAAAUCGGGUUACGGAGGGUUUCGCUCCAGCUCAAUUUUAUGAUUCAUUAACUCAAUUUACAUUUACGUAGUUCAUUGCGUUCAUCCUGUCAUGAAGAUAAUUUUCUAUUACGAGACCCUAAAUUGUUUUUCAGUCAGUUCUUUUUACUCAAUAGGGUAGAAGAUUUCAAUAAGGACAAAAGUUAUCUCAAAUAUUAAAUUAAACAUCAUAUGAUUGUUAUUAAUGACCCGAUGUUUUAUGAUGAGCUGUUGUUUUAGCUUACAAAAGUUCAAUUAGGCUACCCAGCAGUUAACUCAUCUAAAUUCAUUAUAAAACUGAAAACGUCUUUUGUUUGAUGAGGUUUAUCGUUGCGUAUCGGAAUGCCUCUUGUGCGGUCUAUUAUUCCCUUGGCAACUGUCGGAUGAAAAAAACAAAGGUUAGCUAACCACAACAAGUUAGGCAACAAAGCUUUCUGCUUCGAUUGACGCUACUCAGUGUAGCAACUGUAUCGAAGAGCGCUAUAUUGGACCGACAAGAGAUCAAAACUCGCGAAAAGUUUCUUUUAGACACCAUGAAAGCAGCGUUUUACAAUCCAACUACGACCAGACUUAAAGAAGCGAUUUGCGACGGGAGAAUCUAUCAAACUCGGCACCUUAUUGAGAGCGGAGUGGACCUGAAUUUUGUGGACGAACAGGGUUUGACUCCUCUUAUGCAUGCCGCGCAGUUACCUGACGAGAAAUGUCGCACACGUAACAGCUUACUCAAACUCUUGUUGCAGCACGGUGCGAAUGUAAACAUCGUUGAUAAAAAGGGCCGACAUGUGCUGUCUAGGGCUUGCAUCGACGACAAAGAAGAUAUUGUUAGACUACUGGUUAAUGUCGCUAAACAGGACGUUGAUUUGAACCAACGAGAUUUCGACGGAAACACAUCAGUCAUGCACUCCGUUCGCACAGGUAACGCCACUUUAGUGAAAUUUAUAGUUAGCGAACUGAAUAAGUUUCAAGUUGACAUAGAUGUUCGAAAUCUCGAAGACAGAACACCUUAUUUGGAGGCCAAACGACUGGGGAAUGAAGAGUGUGCGACUAUCCUGUUGACUGAAGGGAAUGCGUCAACAAAUAUUCAGGUGAAUCCCUUUUUGGAUUUUAUGAGCGUAAAAGAAGAGAAAUCUUACAACGGCAGGGUGCGAGGUGUCGAGGAAAGUAAAUAUGCUGCGAUUAGCAACUCUUCUGGGAGGAAACAAUCUAAUCCCCGGAAUAUUCAAAAGAAACACAUUCCUACAAAGAAGACCCCUACUUCGAAUGGCGAGAAAUCUUCUUCAAACAACGAAAGGGUCUUGAAAAGGAAGACGAGCUCACCUAGAAAAGUUUCAAGUGCAAGUUUAGUGACUGUAGACACCAAACACAUGGAAAAGUCUCAGUAUGCCCGCCGGCGUAAAUAUGCGUGGCAUGAGAGAAUUAUGAAACACCCGAUAUCACGCAAGGAGGAAGUUGAGAAAGUAUUAGAAUUGGCCACAACAGAAUUAGAGAGGGGGGCGGAUGACGCUAACCCAGACGGCAUCAGUGAACUCAGUUGCUCAUUUAACACUAAAACAUCUUUUAUUGAAAGACAAGCAAUCGCAAAUUCUAAAGGACAAACGCGUCGGGUGAUAAAUACAGUGUCAAAUGCUACUUCCGUUCGAGCGGAUACAAUUCGGCGAAGUCGAAAUAUCAACACAAAGUUGUAUCCAAAUUCUGCUGUUGGCCGAAAAUCAAAAGAAAUUUCCAUAACACGCAAUCAUGAUCGUUCGUACCCUUCGCCAAAAACUUCGGAGAAUGUUGCUGUGGACGACGAGUACAGCUGGUAUUCACACUUCAGUGUCUAUAAUUCCCCAUCGGUGUCUUUUCUUACUAAAAUAAUGGCCAUUUAUGCGGAGCAAAUGUCCCCCGACUCUUCUUUUCGUUUCGGUGCCGGCCUGGAGAGGACUACGAAGAAACCCGACGAGCCGAUGGUGCCAAAGAUCUCUGUCGUAGCUAUGGGGGCCAAUGAAGACCUGCGAUCCGAAGGAGGUCGCUGUUCUCCAUCAAGGUCAGCGCUGUCUAGCCGGUGCAACAGUGCUUCAAGCACCACCUCGAAUCGUAGAUUCCAGUCGGCUGUAUCAAGAACAGUUGCAUCAUAUUUAUCAGGGAAAAGAUCUCUUUCAACGCUCAAAGUACAGGAUGUAGAUUUCUGA
Pocillopora meandrina is the source of this 9680-nucleotide messenger RNA. NCBI's taxonomy places the organism in Eukaryota, Metazoa, Cnidaria, Anthozoa, Scleractinia, Pocilloporidae. The record is from the annotation of a GenBank genome assembly.